AUGACAGGCGUUGUCGCCGCAUCCCUGGAUGCAAUUCUGCCAAAUUCACCGGCUUCUGCACUUGUCGAUCUCCCGACACAGCCAAAACGUCCCGACAGUGUGGAGGAUGUCAGUAGCGCCUGCUUCGACAUCUUCCGCUUUACGCCUGUUCCUACACUCAUCGUUGAUGCAUCGCGCAAAAUCGUUCAGGUAUCAGACAGCCUUGUUAUGACCUUGCCAGGAGGUAGACGCGAGGAUCUCAUGGGGCGGCACGUUCUUGACCGACCAGAUUUGCCAGUGCUUGCCUCGGCCCGCGAAUCGCUCCGGGCCGCAGAGGAAACUGGGUCAUGGACUCAGGUUGACCACCUAACUGAUUCGCAGCAAGUCUGGAGAACCCGCGCAGUUCCCAUCUACCGCAAUGACAGCCUUCACUGCACACAGCUGGAGUUCCACGAUGUCACCGAGGAGCAUAGAAAGAGGCUGGAGCUGGAGGAACGCUUGUACACGAACGAGACCUUCCGGAUUCUAGUCGAAACGGUCAAAGAUUACGCAAUCUUCAUGCUUGACCCAAAUGGAAACAUUGCCACUUGGAAUGCUGGUGCUCAGGCUUUCAAGGGCUAUACGAAAUCAGAGAUCGUUGGGCAGCACUUUUCUAUGUUCUAUGGUGAAAAAGACCUUGCUUCGGAUAAGCCAGGAUGCGAGCUUCGCGAUGCUCUUCGUGAUGGUCGUUGCGAAGAUGAGGGCUGGCGGUACAGGAAGGAUGGCUCCCGGUUCUGGGCUAACGUCGUUAUCACCCCUGUCUUCAGAGAGGGCGUCCUUAUCGGAUUCUCGAAGGUCACUCGCGACUUGACGGAUCGACGCAAGGCCGAGCAGCAACUUAUCGGUGCAUACGAGGAGGCAUCGAAGUUGAAGUCAGAGUUCCUGGCGAACAUGUCCCAUGAAAUCAGAACUCCCAUGCACGGCUUGCUCUCAGCACUGACCUUGCUACUGGAUACAAAGCUUGACUUUGAUCAGUUGGACCUGGCUCGCAUCAUCCAAGAAUCCGGCGAGGUCCUCCUCCAGGUGAUUAACGACAUCCUCGACUACAGCAAGUUGGCCAAUGGCAGCUUCUCGAUAAGCCACGACAUCAUCAACAUCGCAGACAUCGUACAUUCGGUUCACCGAGCGCAACAAAAGCUGUUCGGUGCUCAAGUCAAAUUCGAGAUCCACCUAGAUCCUCGGAUACCACAGGCCGGGGAAGGCGACAGUCUGCGGUAUCGCCAGAUCGUUCAGAACCUAGUUUCAAAUGCUGCUAAAUUCACCGAAAAGGGAUCUGUACAUGUGAAUACUAGGCUCGAAGGCGAGGACGAAGAGAAUUCCGUAAUUUGGACCGAGGUCGUGGAUACCGGCAUCGGUGUGCCUGUAGCAUCUGCAAAUGCGCUCUUUACUCCGUUCACCCAAUUCGACAAUUCUGCAACCAAGCGAUACAAGGGAACUGGACUUGGCCUAAGCAUCUGCAAAAGCCUCUCUGAGCUCAUGGGUGGUGAGAUUGGAUUCCACUCAAAUCCUGGAGGCCACGGCAGUGUGUUCUGGUUCACCAUCAAGCUCAAGAAGUGCAAACAAUUCCAGACCGUCAAAACUCCCCACAUCGAGUUGAACGGACUUCGAGUUCCAACACCAGCAAUUGGGGACCAUCUGGAGGAGAUGAAGAACGUUGCUGUCACCAAGCGCUUGCUGUUGGCGGAAGAUAACUUUAUCAACCGAAAGGUUAUGUUGCGUAUGUUGACUGGUCUUGGGUUCCCCGACAUUGAUGUUGCCGUUGAUGGCAAAGAAGCUGUUGCGAAGACGAUACAAACAGCCAUCCAUCAACAUGCGCCUGUGCCUUAUGACCUCAUCUUGAUGGAUAUCAACAUGCCAGUACAGGAUGGCGUCUCCGCCACACAAGAGCUCAGGGAUAAAGGCUAUCACAUGCCUAUCAUCGCAAUGACUGCAAACGCGCUCAAGGGCCACGCUGAAGCCUAUAUCGCCAAGGGAAUGACUGGAUACAUUGCAAAGCCUGUGGACAGGAAGCUCCUCAUCAAAGUCCUUCUGAGCUGUUUCAAGAAAACGCCUGGUGACUGA
This is a messenger RNA of Didymella exigua CBS 183.55, 2079 nucleotides long. Its product is annotated as two-component system protein A. Gene Ontology annotation, biological process: phosphorelay signal transduction system; phosphorylation. The record is from RefSeq and is a predicted model, not a curated record. The transcript has a single exon. NCBI's taxonomy places the organism in Eukaryota, Fungi, Ascomycota, Dothideomycetes, Pleosporales, Didymellaceae. Bases 1 to 2079 code for a protein of 692 amino acids. Gene Ontology annotation, molecular function: phosphorelay sensor kinase activity.